Molecule: messenger RNA, 4150 nt
Organism: Acanthopagrus latus (yellowfin seabream)
Lineage: Eukaryota; Metazoa; Chordata; Actinopteri; Spariformes; Sparidae
Gene: ppm1h
Product: protein phosphatase, Mg2+/Mn2+ dependent, 1H
Exons: 10
Coding region: 124-1878 (584 amino acids)
Biological process (GO): protein dephosphorylation
Molecular function (GO): protein serine/threonine phosphatase activity
Source: RefSeq, a predicted model, not a curated record
GCACCUUUGACCUCCAGCACUGUCAACAGUAAGCUGCUCACUGAGGUGCCAGCGAGACCAAAUCCACCAGCAGCAACCGGUUUGUCACAUGACCAGCGUGCAGCUCUCUACGCCUGUGUGUGUAUGUGUGUGUGUGUGUGUGUGUAUGUGAGGCUUUUUAUUUCCGUGUUCACCGAGUGGAGAGCUGAGCUGAAUGAGUCUCCACGGCCGCUCUGUGUCUGUCUUUCACGCCGCGAAACUGCUGCGUCUCCGUGCGGGGAUCUGUCGCGCGGGGGGAAGCUCGCGCAAUCGCAUCGCCUGGACCCACGCUGCUGCACCACCACCACCACCACCAUGCUUACGCGGGUGAAAUCGGCGGUGGCCAAUUUCAUGGGAGGUAUGAUGGCUGGAGGCUCCAACGGGGACCAUCCCGGCGGCUCGGAUCUGCCGCUGAGGUUCCCGUACAGCAGACCGGAGUUCCUGGGGCUGUCUCCGGACGAGAUCGAGUGCUCGGCGGACCACAUCGCGAGACCGAUCCUCAUCCUGAAGGAGACCAAGCGGCUGCCGUGGUCCACCGGCUACGCAGAGGUCAUCAAUGCAGGAAAGAGCACAUUAAACGAGGACCAGGCCUGCUGUGAGGUGCUGGUGGUCAAAAGGAGACCUGCAGGAAGCUCCACGCCCAACCGGACCCCCACGACCCGCAGGAGGUCUUCCCUGCCCAACGGAGAGGGUUUGGGCCUCCGGGAGUGCCUGGAGAGCUCCGAGGACCUGACCUUGCACUACUGGGCGUUGUUCGACGGCCACGCCGGCUCUGGUGUGGCUGUAGUGGCCUCCCGCCUACUGCAUCACCACAUCGCCCUACACCUCCAGGAGGUGUUGGAGAUCCUCAGCAAUCCGAACCUGUUGCCCCCGACGUGCCUGGGGGAGGAGCCCAUCAAUCAUCACCUCACCCCGACGUCCCAGCGCGCCCUCACCAGGGCUGCCUCACUGCGCGGCGCUGCAGGUGCUCCGGGCUCACCCAGCACCCCGCCCACACGCUUCUUUACCGAGAAGAAAGUUUCCCAUGAGAGCCUGGUGAUAGGUGCCAUAGAGAACGCUUUCAAAGACAUGGAUGUGCAGAUAGAAAAGGAGAAGGCAAUUUACAACAUCUCGGGUGGCUGCACAGCUCUGGUGGUCGUUUAUUUGCUCGGGAAGCUCUACGUUGGGAACGCUGGCGACAGCAGAGCUAUCAUUAUCCGGGCCGGGGAAGUCAUCCCCAUGUCAGCAGAGUUCACACCGGAGUCAGAGAGACGGCGUCUGCAGUUCCUGGCCUACAUGCAGCCUCACUUAUUAGGGAACGAGUUUACACAUCUGGAAUUCCCGAGAAGAGUCCAGAGGAAGGAGGUGGGGAAGAGGAUGCUGUAUCGUGACUUCACUAUGGCAGGAUGGGCGUAUAAAACCAUUGAGGACGAUGACCUGAAGUUUCCCCUGAUCUACGGCGAAGGGAAGAAGGCUCGUGUGUUGGCGACCAUCGGAGUCACCCGAGGUCUUGGGGAUCACAAUCUCAAAGUGCACGACUCCAACAUCUACAUUAAGCCCUUCCUGUCCUGCUGCCCGGAGGUCAAAGUCUACCCACUGACGCAGUGCGAGCAUGGAGCCGACGACGUUCUGGUGCUGGGAACGGACGGCCUGUGGGACGUCCUCUCUAACCAGGAAGUAGCCGAGGCAGUCACCUGUUUCCUGGCAAACUGCGACCCAGACGACCAGCACAGGUACACAAUGGCAGCACAAGACCUGGUAAUGAGAGCACGAGGGGUGCUGAAGGAUCGAGGCUGGAGGAUAUCAAAUGACAGAUUAGGCUCCGGCGAUGACAUUUCUGUCUACAUCAUUCCCCUCAUGUACGGAAACAAGCAGAACUAGCCAAGCUGCCGAUCUACAGCCACCAUGGAAACAAAAAACCCUGCCUUGAUCCUUCAACUUCACUUCUGCAGUUUCCCCUUCAUCCCCUUGUGCUCUUUUUAAAAGUGCUUUAGUGUGGACUUCCUCCACAGCUGAGGGAUCCAAGGUGUAUCUGGUCAGAGAUUUCUGUCCAGGUCGUUCUCUCCUUGAUCAUCGUCAGUCUGGAUGAUCUCUCUCUUUCUCCUUUUUUUGUCAGGUCCUUUUUUUUUUUUUUUUAUAGAAAUGAAACAGAACGGUGAAAGGGACUGUUGAGGAGCUGAGAAAUGGAUUUGUUUUGUUUGUUUUUUUUUAAAUCUCGAGGAAGCCAUCGUGAAUCUCGUUGUGGGGUCGAGAGCGAGGACUCUCACCGAUGAGAUGGUGAAGUGCAUCUCAGGACUGCUGUUACUAACUAAUGCACAAUAUUUAUAAAUGUGAACAUUGUAAAUACUCCCAAGUGUAAGACAUUUGAUAAGUGUAUCCGGUUCAACACCUGCACAGUGUAAAAAAAACAAAACAAACUAACCUGACUGAUGUCCUGCAUAUAUAAACGGUAGCUCCUCAGUCCUCAUGUAGAGCUUUCUAAUUAGCCAAGUUCAGUCAUGUGGGAUUGUUAGUCUGAUGUCCAUAAGAGACAAAAAAACACAAGCCAGUUUGUCAGCUGGCUCUCCUUAUGCUGCAGUAGCUAUUUUUGUUCAGUUGUACCCCUUGCGUUGCAAUACUGUGCUCACUAUGAAGAAAAGCCUCUUGCUUGAAGAAUAAACUAAUCGGAGGAGCCACCUUCAAGAUUUUUGUACCCAUUACAUGUGAGACGACCCCCACAAUCUUGUCAUUCCAUCGUUAUCGAGACACGCUUUUUUUCUUCCUUUCAUUUAGAUUUAUGAAGGAAUAACAAAAAGUCUUUCUAUUGCACUUAUUCACCAUCAGCCAUCUACCUCAUAAUUUUCUUCCUUUCAGUGUAUUACACACCAAACAUGUUAUUUUUUUCUCCUCAAGUGGCUGUUUGCAUUCAUCAUCAGCCGCUACGUGUGCCAUUAUUCACUUACACUGUUGUGAUUUGCUCAUGUACCUGCACCAUUUGUAAAAUGUCUUCAGAAAACGCACUGAAGCAAAAAAAAAAAAAAGCUUCACAGGGAACUGUGAGGUUAUACUGUUGUAGAAAAUAUAUAUUUUUUUUUAUACAUUAUGCUCAAUAAACCUCGGGAGCCCGAGGACCAAGUGAAGACAUUGUUUUCUCUCCUGUGUUUAUGACUUAAGAACUGCUGGGAAAAAAGUUGAGUUUAAGUUCCUUCAGUGUUUUUACUUCCAUCUUUUUUUUCCAUCUUCCCAUAAAUAAAGUGAAAUUGGGAAAGCGUGAUAAAACAUGUUGGCACUCAGUUUUACAAAAAGAUUUCCUCCCUCUUUGUUUUAACACAUGAAUGUUUUUUUGUAUGCAAAGUUUUUUGAAAAGUUUCAGUUUUACACGUGAAAACACUCAACUGUUUUUUUUCUUUUUUGACUGUUUCACAUCAUGAAAAAAGUAAUUGUGAAAAUACUUUUAUUGUUCUGUUUACAGAUGGAAAAAAAGUUAAGGAACUGAGAAAGAUGAUGCCAGCAAAACAUUUUUUUUCCCACCAGUUAUUAAUAAACACAGAACAGAAAGCUAUUUAGAUCAGACUUAAGAAAUGGAUCACCAGAAAAAUAAAUCUUCACCUGCCCUCAGGGCUUCCAUGAAACCCUAUUAUGAAGCCAUUCUUUUGACCUUUUCUAAGUAUCAGUUGUAUAUAUUAUCUGAAUUAGGACAAACCCUUCCUCGUGCAUAGCUGGUGCCUCUAACAGUGAGAAUCGCUCUGAUCUUUACCAUGUGUUCCAUAAAAUGAAGUAUAAAUACGGUUAAAUAGACAGCACUUAGCUUGUGUCUCUACAAUCAAUAUUGUUCCCUGAUUCAGUGGUCUUCCACAGUUUAGUUUAUUAAGUUUAGUUGUAGUUUUCAACUUCUACUAAUUGUGCACAAAUGUCGUAUCUUAACUGCUGUACGAGUGGCUGAAACUGGUGAAACGUGGAACAGAGUAACUUAAUUUAAAUGUACAAAAUGUAAAUAACCGUUUCAGUGGACACUUCUUUCUUUGACUGUAAGUGAUGUACAUCUUACUGAAACAAAAUACGUAAUUUGUACCGUUUUGAAAAUCGAGAACAGUGUAAAAAAAAUGGUUUACAUGCUCACUUUUCUGCUCAAUUAAAAAAUGAUGACCGUUUCUGACCUUUUAACCUUCUUCCA